AUGCCGUACUUUACUGAGAUUGCUUCAAAAGCUGGGUAUGCACUUCUCACAGCACCUCUCGUAGUCCUCCAGGCCCCUUGGGCGUUUUCAAAUUCCACUGAUGAUGAUCACAUCGUUUUCUUCUCACGACCCAUGCUAACUCUCCGCAACUUCCACUCCCUCCUCAAGCCCUGCACCGGAAAAACACUCCUCGUCGCCCACUGGCCUGGCGACAGCACCUCGGCGGCCUUAAUCGCCUCCUUGAAGAAGCUGCUUCCAAAACGCGACUUUGCCACCCACGGCGUCACGGAAGCCUUCAUCUUCGAUGUCUACGGCCUGCCGGACCUGUCCGGCGAGCUUGGUAUUGACUUUGUGCCGUGUCUGAUGUGGUAUAUGGAUGGGGUGCAGGAUGCGGUUGUUUGGCAUCAAGGGUGUAUGGUGGAAGGAGAGAGUGUGGAAAAGGGGGUUAGUAGGGUUGUCGAGAGGUUGAAGGGGAGUUAUGAGGUUGGGGCGGAUAUAGAGGGAAGUGAUAGUGAUUGGUAG
This is a messenger RNA of Parastagonospora nodorum SN15, 522 nucleotides long. RefSeq lists its product as hypothetical. The transcript has 3 exons. NCBI's taxonomy places the organism in Eukaryota, Fungi, Ascomycota, Dothideomycetes, Pleosporales, Phaeosphaeriaceae. The coding region runs from base 1 to 522 and encodes 173 amino acids. The record is from RefSeq and is a predicted model, not a curated record.